Messenger RNA from Microthlaspi erraticum, 2244 nucleotides. The record is from the annotation of a GenBank genome assembly. Lineage: Eukaryota; Viridiplantae; Streptophyta; Magnoliopsida; Brassicales; Brassicaceae.
AUGAAGUUUGGGAAAGAGUUUGUGGCACAGAUGAUUCCAGAAUGGCAACAAGCUUACAUGGAUUAUGCUUGUCUCAAGACCAUUCUUCAAGAAAUCCAAACUUCUAGAAAAAGGUCAGACAGAUCAGGUGCCUUGAGACACAAGCAACCUGUCCGCCGCAACUUCAGCGGCCUGACAAGGCGAUAUAGCCGGGCCGCCUCGUCUUUGGAACUCGAAAACCAGGACAUUCUGGUGACUGCAAUGGUUGGCGAUGAUGGGUUUGAGAGAUACGAGACGACCGUCUUAACAGUUUCAGAAGAAUGGAGAGAGUCAGAGCUUGUCUUCUUUAAAACCCUAGAUCUCGAGUUCGAUAAAGUGAACCAUUUUUACCGGUCUAAAGUGGAGGAAGUGGUGAAAGAGGCAGUGGUUUUGAGUAAACAAAUGGACGCUCUGAUUGCUUUCAGAAACAAAGUAGAUAAACCAUCUUCUUCUUGGACCUGCUCUGAAACAGUAGCAGUCGAUAUGAAUGCCUUGGAUUCCAAGGAACACAGGAAUACAUUAGCUGAUGAGAUGGGAAUCAAAGUAGAGGAAAAUGGAGAUUUGACGAAAGAGAACGUACCAGAGACUUCAAGUGUUCUUGACCGUAUCAGAUUAAACAAAACUCAGGAAACUCCUCUGUCAAGAAUUAGAAACGUCCUCAAGCUCUCUAACAACGAAGAGCUCAAAUUCACAAAAGAGAAUCUUAGGAAAAUAGAAGAACGGCUUAAGAAUGUCUUGAUCGUGUUUUAUCGCAAGCUUCGACAUCUCAAGAAUUACAGCUUCUUGAACACUUUGGCAAUUUCAAAGAUCAUGAAGAAGUAUGAUAAGACUGCGAAAAGAAGUGCAGCAAAAACAUAUAUGGAGACGGUAGAUAAGUCUUACCUCACUAGCUCUGAUGAGAUAAACAAGCUUAUGGUGAGAGUUGAACAUAUCUUCGUCGAACAUUUCGCCAGUUCCAAUCGAACCAAAGGAAUGAAUCUCUUACGACCAAAAGUGAAAAAAGAGAAACAUCGAAUAACGUUUUCAACUGGCUUUUUCUUCGGCUGCACAGUCUCUCUAGUGACUGCUCUUGCCUUGGUCGUCCAUAUUCGUAAUAUAAUGGACGCAAGAGGACAUAAACUCUACAUGGAAACAAUGUUUCCUCUUUACAGUUUGUUUGGAUUUGUUGUUCUCCACAUGGUCAUGUACGCUUCAAACAUAUACUUUUGGAAGCGGUUUCGUGUGAAUUACCCUUUCAUAUUCGGAUUCAAAGAAGGAACAGAGCUAGGUUACAGACAUGUUCUUCUUCUAAGCUUUGGUCUCGGCACGCUUGCUCUCGCCGCUGUUCUGAUAAACCUUGACAUGGAGAUGGAUCCUGACACCAAAGACUACAAAACAGCAACUGAACUUCUUCCCCUUUUUAUUGUUGCUCUAGUGUUAGCUAUUAUUGUCUGUCCCUUGAACAUUUUUUAUCGGUCAAGCCGUUUCUUCUUCCUUAUGGUUGUCUUUCGCUGCCUUGCUGCGCCUCUCUACAAGGUUAAUCUUCCGGAUUUUUUCUUGGCGGACCAAAUGACAAGUCAGGUUCAAGCAUUGAGGAGUUUGGAGUUCUACGUUUGUUACUAUGGUUGGGGAGACUUCAGGCUCAGGCAAAACACUUGCAGAUCAAGCCAUGUAUACAGCACAUUCUACUUCAUCGUCGCUGUGAUUCCUUACUUGUCACGUUUCCUUCAGUGUGUUCGAAGAUUAAUCGAAGAGAAAGACACAAGCCAAGGCUUCAAUGCUCUCAAGUAUUUACUGACCAUUGUCGCUGUGUGCUUGAGAACAGCUUAUAGCCUUAACAGAGGAAACGCUUGGAAAAUCGCUGCGUGGGUUUUCUCGGCGUUGGCAACUUUUUACGGCACGUAUUGGGACAUUGUGUUUGACUGGGGAUUGCUUCACAACCCAUCUAAAACUUUGUUGAGAGAGAAGCUUCUUGUUCCUUUCAAAAGCGUUUACUAUGUUGCAACGGUCGUAAACAUUGUGUUAAGGUUGGCGUGGUUGCAGACUGUGCUGGAUUUCAAUUUCUCCUUCUUACAUCGAGAAACGAUGGUUACUCUUCUUGCUUGUCUUGAGAUCAUACGUCGUGGUAUCUGGAAUUUCUUCAGGUUAGAGAACGAGCAUUUGAACAACGUGGGGAAGUUCAGAGCAUUCAAGUCAGUUCCGUUACCAUUCAACUACGAUGAAGAGGAAGAUUCGAGAUGUAGUUAG